This is a messenger RNA of Schistosoma haematobium, 1662 nucleotides long. RefSeq lists its product as uncharacterized. Gene Ontology annotation, molecular function: metalloendopeptidase activity. The record is from RefSeq and is a predicted model, not a curated record. NCBI's taxonomy places the organism in Eukaryota, Metazoa, Platyhelminthes, Trematoda, Strigeidida, Schistosomatidae. Gene Ontology annotation, biological process: protein processing. Gene Ontology annotation, cellular component: plasma membrane. The coding region runs from base 1 to 1662 and encodes 553 amino acids. The transcript is spliced from 14 exons.
AUGUUUAUCAAUAAUAAUUGCACAGGUAUUAUCACAGAUAAUGAAGUUAACACCAACUGUGAUAAUUUUGAAGAAUCUGUUUGCCACAAACAAAUAUCAAAUGACUUCCCUAAAGAUCAUUUAUUACAAUCAGAUAAUUUUAUCAUAGAUAUUUUGAGGAAUACAAUGAAUGUAAAUGAAUCACAUCUUACGGCUGCUAUUAAUUACUAUCGAUCUUGUAUCACAAACUCUAAGGAGGAAACAUCGUCAAGAAAAGAGAAAAUUGUUCAAUUAAUAUCAUCUCUUUUCAACGGAUGGUCAUCGCCACUGUAUUCUGAUAAGAUCUCCUUCAAUAUUAGCAACAAUAUAUCUGAUAAUAAAUUGUUCAAUCUUACCAAUUUAAUUUUACCACUGAUAUUUCAAAAUGGAAAAGCAACUAUAUUUUCUCUAAAUGUAGUUCAAAGUAGAAACAAAAGUAUAAAUCCAUAUAUUUAUAUCGAUUGGAAUUUUUUAUUUGAAAGUGUAUUCCAUGAAAUCAAGUAUGAAUCAUACAAGAAUAUGAAAAUUAUCGUCUAUCAUCCAGACUUCUUGAAGAAUGUUUGUGAUAUACACAUGUCGGCUAUGAAUACAACGAGCAGUAAAAGAAUUCUGCAUACUAUGAUAGUGAUAAAUUUCUUAUACAAUAUGAGAAGUACCUUAAAUCAAUAUUUCAAAGAGUUUUAUUUCUUUGAUAACCUAAAAUUAUUAGAAAAAAUGCCAACAAGUUGUAUUGAUGAGGUGAAAGAAAAUUUCCCAUGGACAAUAGAACGACAUCACGAAUAUUCUACUAUAAGUGAAAGUAAAAAAAACGAGGUACUUGAAAUAUUUGAUGAAUUAAAGAUCACUUUGAUUCAAUUAUUAUCAUCGAGUUCAUGGUUCAAUGAAAACAAAAAAGGCACUAUUGAUCAGGUUAAAAAUAUUAGUUUAUCGAUAAUUUCAUCGGAAUCAUUGAAUGUGAAAGAGAGAGAGAGCGAAGAUUUUAUAUUCAAUAAUAAAAUUCUAGAAAAUAAUUACUUUAUGAAUGAAUAUUAUUCUCGGAAGACUAAACUCCUCAAAUCAUUUGGCGCAACUUUGGGUAAAUACGAUAAACCAGAAGUCUCCAGUUUCACGCCAUACAUAUCUGGAUUGAACAAAGAUCAUAACAUUCAUAUAUCUACUGGGUUUCUACAUCCACCGUAUUUCAAUGGAUCAUAUUCUAUGUCUGAAAAAUAUGGGAUUAUCGGUUGGAUUAUGGGACGUGAGAUUAUAUCUGCAGUUUCUAGUGACCAUCAGAUAGAUAAACCAGAAUCAUUUAAAUCACAACUAUGUUGUCUACAAAAACAAAACAAUUCCCGAGUACUUGGAAAAAAAAAUUUGAGAUCAUUGUCAAACGAUAUUAAUGGGCUUAUGUUAUCCUUUACAACAUAUGGAAGGAUUUGUAUGCAAAAUCGUAAAAAUCUAGAUGGAGAAUUGUUUUUCUCAACAUUUGCAAAGAUGAUGUGUGGUGGCUACUUUAAUGAUACGAUUAAUAACAAGUUCAAAUCGUCCAAGCUCAAAUAUACAUUCAGUGUUAAUGACGUUCUGAAACACAGUCAAGAAUUCUCCGACGUAUACCAAUGUCCAGUUGAUUCCAAAAUGAAUCAUGAAGAAAAAUGUAUUCUUUAA